Molecule: messenger RNA, 564 nt
Organism: Mycena citricolor
Lineage: Eukaryota; Fungi; Basidiomycota; Agaricomycetes; Agaricales; Mycenaceae
Source: the annotation of a GenBank genome assembly
AUGAGAAACGACCUCCAAGGUUGUGCUCCACCGCGAUCAUGUGACACCCCGAACACGGAACACAGGCCUGAAGCGACUCUCACGCACUUCUCCUCCGCUACAUGGAGCCACCAGUGGGGUCGUUCUACAUCUCCCUACGUCACAAUGAUGCGCAUUGGAGCGGUCCCAGAAGUACGGGUGUGCAAGCGUAAGGUCAAGAGGCAGUCGACAAACUUGACAGUGCAGAGUGCCCUGUCCACAGAUGUCUUCCGGGUCAGAACGCUGAUCGCAUGGACCGCGAAUUGCCAAUUUUGGACACAAUUUCGGAGGCUCCUUGUCCCAAUUCAGUUUACUCAUAGCUCCACUAAACAGAUUUCACUUCUGCUGGACAGCUCUACUACCACUCAACAAUUUUUGUUUAACACCUGUGUUCUACCUAACCGAACAGAAUUGUCCAAUAGCGAUUUGACUGAAUUAUCCGGGGUCCUGGUCAAGCCAGGGCACAGCAUUAGUCUAUGUCAUCUAGUCAAAUAUGAUCUUGGUGGGCUUGCUAGGCAUAGGAAUGUCGUUCCUGAAGAAAGCGCC